Molecule: messenger RNA, 1072 nt
Organism: Nicotiana attenuata
Lineage: Eukaryota; Viridiplantae; Streptophyta; Magnoliopsida; Solanales; Solanaceae
Product: BI1-like protein
Exons: 4
Coding region: 104-832 (242 amino acids)
Cellular component (GO): membrane
Source: RefSeq, a predicted model, not a curated record
CUCAAAUUCUCUCACGCAAAAGUAAACCUACCAAACUUCAAGCCCAACAAAGGCGGUGCAAAAACAGUAGUAUCAGUUUAUCUGUUGCAGUUAUCUGUGAGACAUGUGGAACCAGGCAUACCGGAAAGAUGACGUGGAAGCCGGAACAAGGCCGUUGUAUCCGGCGAUGCUGGAAGCGCCCGAACUCAGAUGGUCUUUUAUUCGAAAAGUCUACUCAAUCAUUACUAUACAAUUGCUUCUCACCAUUGCUGUGGCUUCCGUCGUUGUCACCGUUCAUCCGAUUUCUCAUUUCUUCACAACCACAAGUGCAGGCUUAGGACUUUAUAUUGUUCUCAUCAUCACUCCUUUUAUCACGUUGUGCCCGCUGUAUUACUAUCAUCAGAAACAUCCGGUGAACUACUUGCUUCUUGGGGUUUUCACAGUUUCUCUUGCUUUUACCAUCGGAUUAACUUGCGCAUUCACCAGCGGCAAAGUAAUCUUGGAGGCAGUAAUAUUGACGACAGCAGUGGUGAUUAGUCUGACAUUAUACACCUUCUGGGCGGCUAGGAGAGGCCAAGAUUUUAACUUCCUGGGACCUUUCUUGUUCGGGGCUCUCAUUGUUCUUAUGGUGUUUGCGUUCAUCCAGAUCCUUUUCCCUCUGGGUAAGAUCUCAGUGAUGAUCUAUGGCUGUCUGGCGUCUAUCAUAUUCUGUGGAUACAUUGUUUAUGAUACGGACAAUUUAAUCAAGCGCUACACGUACGAUGAGUAUAUCUGGGCUGCUAUAUCCUUGUAUCUCGACAUCAUCAAUCUGUUUCUUUCUCUGUUGACCGUCUUCCGGGCUGCUGAUAAUUAAAGAGAGAACUUGUCGUACUAUUCUGAGUCUCUUCUCGUGCACAUUGUCCUUUUCUUUUCCUUGUGUUCAUUUUUUCCGGUUAUGGAUAGUCUGCUUCAGUAAUCGUUGUAUAAAUUUUUUUUCUUAAGUGGAAGUGGGAUUCUUGAAUUGUAUAUAUAUCUUGUAAAGAUGGCUUCCAAGCAGCGGGCUCCUUUUCUGUGAGUCCGUGUUAAUGGCUAAAAAGCAAACGUUUCGACUUCA